CUCAGAAGGAGUGGAAAUGCCUGGACUCUGCUCAGAGGGCCUUGUACAGGGACGUGAUGGUGGAGACCUACCAGAACCUGCUCUCCUUGGAUAUCUGUUCUAUACAUGUGAUCAAGCAGUUAAAACCAAAAGCAAACAGUGACCGAGGAGAAGUAUUCCAAACACUGAUGUUGGGAAGAAAGCCGUGUAAUCAAACAUUUGCACAUCCGGGGAAUCCAGGAAGACUUCUAGUGUCGGGGCAGAGAUGAUGAAAGAAAUGACAAAGGAAUGCCUGUAACCCAGAAAGGAGAUCACACUGAUGGAAGAGGUAGAUGUGGUAGAAGGGAUGCAGGAAUCAAGCCCAUUGGAAACAGACUUCAAUUAAACGUUCAGGAUAAACUGCAGCGAUUUAAAACUGACGGGGUAUUUUAUGAAUGUGAUGAAGUUGAGAGGCCUAGCAACAGUCGUUCCUCAUUUUCACCAUUUCAAAGAAUUCCUCCUAAUGUCAAAACCAAUGUCCCUAAUAUCCAUGGGAAUGAUUUUAUCCAUCCUUCAGUACAGACACAAGACCAGAAAGCACUCAGGGAGAGACCUUACAAAUGUGAUGAGUGUGGCAAAACCUUUUUUAAUAGAUCUCACCUCAUUAGACAUCAGGUCAUCCACAAAAGAGAGAAAUUAUAUAAAUGUGGUGUAUGUGGCAGAGUCUUUACCCGUAAUUCAACGCUUGCAGCCCAUCAGAGAAUUCAUACUGGAGAGAAACCUUACAAAUGUAAUGAGUGUGGCGAAACCUUUAAUGACAUCUCAUACCUGAGGAGACAUCAGAUCAUUCAUACAGGAAAAAAAGUACAUGAGUGUGAUGUAUGUGGCAAAGUCUUUAGCGGAAACUCACACCUUGCCAAUCAACAGAGAGUUCAUACUGGAGAGAAACCUUACAUAUGUAAUGUGUGUGGCAAGGUUUUUAGUGUAAAAGGAGACCUUUAUAAUCAUCAGUGAGUUCAUACUGGAGAGAAACCUUUCAGGUGUAAUGAGUGUGGCAAGACCUUUAGUAAAAAGGCAAUCCUUUUAAGUCAUUAGAGAGUUCAUACUGGUGAGAAACCUUACAAAUGUGAUGAGUGUGGCAAGGUCUUUAGUCAAAAAUCACAUCCUCGAGUUCACUGGAGAAUACAUGCUGGAGAGAAACCUUUCAAAUGUAAUGAAUGUGGCAAGUUCUUCAGUUGAAACUCAUACCUUAUAAG
Messenger RNA from Hippopotamus amphibius kiboko, 1214 nucleotides. RefSeq names its product putative zinc finger protein 702. Bases 268 to 972 code for a protein of 234 amino acids. The transcript is spliced from 2 exons. NCBI's taxonomy places the organism in Eukaryota, Metazoa, Chordata, Mammalia, Artiodactyla, Hippopotamidae. The record is from RefSeq and is a predicted model, not a curated record.